AUGGCCAUAAUACCGGCGAUUUUCUCGAGGUACGGAAAAGUCCUGAAAAUCGUAACCUUCACUAAAAACAACUCUUUUCAAGUUCUGGUUCAAUAUCAUGAUGUGGUUUCCGCCCAGGCAGCAAAAGUUUCACUGGAUGGACAGAAUAUAUACAACUCCUGUUGCACCCUGAGGAUUGAAUACUCCAAGCUGACAUCGCUUAAUGUGAAGUACAACAAUGACAAAUCAAGAGAUUAUACUAAUCCAUCACUUCCGAACGGUGAGGGGGCUCUGGAAGCUGCACUGGGAGCUGAGCAAGUUUUACCUGGUCUGAUCCUCAAUGCAGCAGCCAAUCCUCUGAGGAGGGCCUUCCAUGAGCCUAGGAUACCUGGAGCUCAGGGAGUGCUCGCUUCACCUUUCGGACCAUUGCACGGGCUUGCUUCACCUUUGGCCGCACCUUUCACUCCAGGUUCUCCUGUUACUGGUAAAAUUCUAGGGCUGCCCCUAACCGCCACUGGGUUCACAUUGCCCAGUAACGCAGCCACUGCCCUGGCAGCUCAGGGGGCGAUGAGGAUUCCUGGCCAGAUACCAUCAAAUACAUGCGUUCUUCUCGUCUCUAAUCUAAAUGAGGAGGAAUUAUCUAUUGAUAAACGGGUCUAUGGAGAUGUUCAACGUGUGAAAAUCCUUUACAAUAAGAAGGACAGUGCACUUAUCCAAAUGGCUGAACCUCACCAGGCUAAUCUUGCCAUGAUGCACUUGGACAAAGUACGUCUACAUGGAAAGCAGAUGAGAGUGAUGUCUUCGAAACAUCAAACUGUUCAGUUGCCAAAGGAGGGUCAACCUGAUGCUGGACUCACCAAAGACUACACUUCAUCCAAUCUACAUAGGUUUAAGAAACCUGGGUCAAAGAACUACCAGAACAUUUACCCUCCGUCUGCCACCCUCCACCUCUCUAACAUUCCACCAAAUGUAAAAGAAGAGGAUCUGAAAGAUGCAUUUCAAAAUAAUGCUUUUACUGUCAAGGGCUUCAAAUUCUUCCCGAAAGACAAGAAAAUGGCACUUCUGGAGCUUCCAAGCAUUGAUGAUGCUGUUGCUGCACUAAUUAAAAUGCACAACUACCAAUUGAGUGAACAAAACCACUUAAGGGUAUCAUUUUCCAAAUCAAAUAUUCAAUCUGCUGCAAUGCGUUAAUUUUAAUUUGAACAAUAUUAUAUGCAUACUAAGCUGUUAUCAGAUUAAAGUAAAAAAAUUCCAAAAAAAAAAAAUUAAAAAAAAUUGUAACGGAUACAACGGACUCAAGGCCUAGAGAAACGGGUCGAUUUUUGUUUAAUUUUUAUUAAAUUAAAUGAUUAGAUUUAAUCAUUGUAAUUUUUUAUAAUUAGUACAUAGUAUAUUUAUAUAUAAUGGUUAUCAGUAUUCUCCUUAUUUUUGUAUUGUGAACUUAUUUUUUCUCUUUUUCGGUCGUUAUUUUUGCCUAAUGGUGUUUACUUGCCUGCAUGGUAUACAUUAAACAAGUAAAUAGCCGGCCUAUAUAAGUUUAUUCAAUCGAAUGUUAACAUAUCUUAAAAAAUAUGUAUAUUGUCUAUUUAUUUAUAAACAUGUAAUAUCAGACAAAUCAGGGCAAGCACCUGACCAAAAAAUGAGAGAAAACUAUUUGUUAGCUUGUAGUGUUUGCCUAGUAUUAUAUUUUAUAGCUUAGGCUGUUUCCUUUUAGAAUCUCUUAGUAUUUUUUAUUUUUAUUUGAAAUAGUUAAAAAUAAUUAAAAUUCAUGUUUUUAUAUAAAUAAGUUUUUAUUAGUUUGAUUAGGUUUACACAUUGAUAUCUUGUUGUCGAUUUUAAAUAUUGUAAUUUAAUGUGAUUUUUUAUUUAAUAUUGAUAUGAUCUGAAAGGGAAGAGAUUUUUUUUUCUGCCCGUUCUACAGUAUUGUGAGCUUUUUAAUAUUUAAAAGGGGGGGUUGGGGAUAUGAAAGAUAUUGUUGGGAUCGCAAAUGAAAUCCGACGGCUACAGUAUUGGCCUGUAUUCUAAGGGAAUAAUCUUCUUUAAAAGCCAUUGAAUUUCCUCAUAUAUGUAUUUUUUAAAAUAUUAAAAUCAUAAGUCUGCAAAUAUAUCUUCCUAUGUAGACCAUAUACACGUAGUUGAUACGAAGGGGACCUAAAGAGAAAUACUUAUAAAUUCUGUCUAUUUAUUUUAUAUCUUUUGUAUUUUUCUGUCUUUCUCUCCUCUUUUCUCUCUACUAUUUUUUUAUACAUACCUUUUACACAUAAUCACAUUAAAUAUAUAGAAUAAAUAAUAUUUAUUAGAUUAAAAGUAUAUAUUAUAUAUAUUUCAUACAGUGGGCUAAAAGUUUCUCUCUCCUGACAAUCAAAUUUUCAGAGAGUUUUCAUCGUCGAAUGAAAUAAUCUAUUUAUUAUAAAACUAUAUUAUGGACUGGAAUAUUUAAAGUUAACUUUAAAAAUCUUCUAAAAAAACUUAAAUUUUAGGAAAUCACAUAUAUUUAGCUUAGUAAUUGUGAUGCAGAUAUAUUGAAAUUUCGUACAGUAAUCAGCGAAGAAUAUUUUUAAUUUUUUUUUUUCAAUUUAUGAAUUGUCCUUUUUUACGCUUGUUUUAUUUUUAUCUGAAAAAGAGAAACCACAAUUUUUAUCAGUAUUCUCUCUAUUUUUAUUUUUUCAGUUUUGAUUUUUACAUAGUGAGUAUCUAUGUAUGUGAACAAGCAUAUUCACACAUAUGUGCUUAUUAUGGAAUAUUUGCUAUUGUAAGAUGAGUAGUUUUAAAUCCCCCCUUAUUUUUAGUCUUUUAGAGAAUGAAUUUUAAAAAUUGAUGUACAAUUUAUUUUAUAAGUUUGCUUGGUUACUUGGAAUGAUGUAGAUAUUUUAUAUUUAUAUGUUAAGAAGAAAAAUGAAUGCUUCCAAACCUGAUUAUUGUAGAUUAUCAAUAUGUAAGCAUGUAGUGAGUUUGCAUUUUUUGUGCCUUUUUUUAAAUUGUUUUUUAUUUUAUAUUAUGCUUAUUAUUAUUUUUUUUAAUGUCAAUUAAAUCUACAUAAUGUGUAUUACAUGAUAUAUUGUUAGGGUGGGAAUAAAUCUGGACCAAAAAAAGUAAACUCGUUUUUUAAACAUAUCUGUUUUUAAUGCAGUCACAAGGCUGUUUGUUGUGUUUUAAAGAUGAUUUAACCAAUAAUAAAUUGUGCCAACGUGAGGGAGAGAUUAUUAUCUGUUUGUUUGUUUUAUCGAUUCAAUAUUUUAGCUAUUCCUCUCUCUUGAUAUUAAAGGCAGGGUAAAGAACUAUUUAUAUAUAAAAUCAUAUGUUGCACAAUGUACUAAGCUGGCUAAGUUACGAUAUCAUAUGAAGCAUAAAAGAAUGUUCACUCAUCUAUCUCUUUGUUUUCAUUUAGUUGUGAAAAACCUCAUUAUGCUAGGGUAUAUAUACACAUUUAAAUUAAUAAUGGCGUAUAACUAUUUAUUUAUACCUAAACAGUGACAUUUGUUUAUCCUGUAGAAUUUUUUGAACAAAUAUAGGUAAUACAUUUUU
This is a messenger RNA of Nezara viridula (southern green stink bug), 3504 nucleotides long. NCBI's taxonomy places the organism in Eukaryota, Metazoa, Arthropoda, Insecta, Hemiptera, Pentatomidae. The record is from the annotation of a GenBank genome assembly.